GGCGGUCCCAGGCCGCUUGCUCGCGCCGCCGCUCCGCGUGCGCCCUCCGCGCUCCAGUCGGCGGGAGCCCAGGUGCCAGUGGGCUGGACGCGCCUGAGGAUGUGCCGCUGGCCGCUGCUCCUGCUGUGGGGGCUGCUCCCCCGCGCCGCGGCGGGGGGCUCGGGCUGGCCCUUCCCGCACCGCACGCUGCUGGACUCCGAGGGCAAGUACUGGCUGAGCUGGGGCCAGCGGGGCGGCCGGCUUGCCUUCCGCCUCGAGGUGCGGACCGCCGGCUACGUGGGCUUCGGCUUCUCGUCCACCGGGGCCAUGGCCGCGGCCGACAUCGUCGUGGGCGGGGUGGCCCGCGGGCGGCCCUACCUCCAGGAUUAUUUUACAAAUGCAAACAGAGAAUUGAGAAAAGAUGCUCAGCAAGAUUACCACCUAGAAUAUGCCAUGGAAAACAGUACACACACAGUAAUUGAGUUUGCCAGAGAACUGCAUACGUGUGACCUAAAUGACAAGAGUAUAACGGAGAGCACGGUAAGGGUGAUCUGGGCCUACCACCAUGAAGAUGUGGGAGAAGCAGGUCCCAAGUACCAUGAAUCCAAUCGUGGUACCAAGAGUCUACGGUUAUUGAAUCCUGAGAAAACCAAUAUGUUGUCUACAGAUGUACCAUACUUUGACCUGGUCAAUCAAGACGUUCCCAUCCCAAACAAAGGUACGACAUACUGGUGCCAAAUGUUUAAGAUUCCUAUGCUCCAGGAAAAGCAUCAUGUCAUAAAGGUUGAGCCUGUGAUUCAGAAAGGCCACGAGAGUCUGGUCCAUCACAUCCUGCUCUAUCAGUGCAGCAGCAACUUCAGUGACAGUGUCCUGGACGACGGGCACGAGUGUUACCACCCUAACAUGCCCGAUGCCUUCCUCACCUGUGAGACCGUCAUUUUCGCCUGGGCCAUUGGUGGAGAGGGUUUCUCCUAUCCACCUCAUGUUGGAUUAUCCCUUGGCACUCCGUUAGAUCCUCAUUAUGUGCUCCUGGAAGUCCAUUAUGACAAUCCAACAUAUAAGGAAGGCUUAAUAGAUAAUUCUGGAUUGAGAUUAUUUUAUACGGCAGAUAUAAGGAAAUACGAUGCUGGGGUUAUUGAGGCUGGCCUCUGGGUAAGCCUCUUUCACACCAUCCCUCCAGGCCUGCCUGACUUCCGGUCUGAGGGUCACUGCACCCUGGAAUGCCUGGAAGAGGCUUUGGAAGCUGAAAAGCCAAGUGGCAUCCAUGUUUUCGCUGUUCUGCUCCACGCUCACCUGGCAGGCAGAGGCAUCAGGCUGCGUCAUUUUCGCAAAGGGGAGGAAAUGAGAUUACUCGCUUACGAUGACGAUUUUGACUUCAAUUUCCAGGAGUUUCAGUACUUAAAAGAAGAACAGACAAUCUUACCAGGAGAUAAUCUAAUUACUGAGUGUCGCUACAACACAAAAGAUAGAGCCCGGAUGACUUGGGGAGGAUUAAGCACCAGAAAUGAAAUGUGUCUCUCAUACCUUCUUUAUUACCCAAGAAUCAAUCUUACUCGAUGUGCAAGUAUCCCAGACAUCAUGGAGCAACUUCAGUUCAUUGGUGUUAAGGAGAUCUACAGGCCAGUCACGACCUGGCCUUUCAUUAUCAAAAGCCCUAAGCAGUAUAAAAACCUUUCUUUCAUGGAUGCAAUGAACAAGUUUAAAUGGACUAAAAAGGAAGGUCUUGCCUUCAAUAAGCUUGUCCUUAGCCUGCCGGUCAACGUGAGAUGUUCCAAGACAGACAACGCAGAGUGGUCGAUUCAAGGCAUGACAGCAUUACCUCCAGAUAUAGAAAGACCGUAUCAAGCAGAGCCCUUGGUGUGCGGAGCUUCUUCCACUUCCCUGCGUGGAAAUGUCUGUCUCGAGCUGCUCCUGAGCUUCGUGGUCCUGGGCAGCACACUCAGCACCAGGAGCUUCUGCCCGUAAUUCUGUCCUGCUCGGUGACCAUGGCUUUCCGUGAUCUGAGCCUGACAUUUCACGUGCAGGUUAAGGACAUUAUGAGGUGUGAAGGAUGAGGGUGAAGACCUUGGAGACUUCUUUCACAGGUUCCCUUCCUUCUGUCCCCUCUUCCUUCCCAGGCUUCCUGAGAGAUGUCCGUCAGGUUCUCAUCUUUUCCUCAGAAAUAUCUGGUAAAAUGUAUGAAUCGUUCAGUAAAGCAAAAUUGACCUUACAUAACCUCUUAAAAAAAUUGGACAAAGUCAAGUGGAAGUAAAAGACUUCUUUAUCUCCUGUAUUUCAUUUUAUUGAAAUACUUGUUGCUAUUUUACUUUUUAAAAUUAUUGAUUUGAUUUCUAUAUUCCUCUUUUUAAAUGUUUUUAUCUUAAAGGUGUAAAUGGAAGUACUCUCCAUUCCAGAGUUCUUCCUCUUCACUGCUCUUUGGGGUGAUUUCCGCAAUGGAACAGUGGUUCCUCCUACGUUCUUGUAAUAUCUGGUUCUGUCCUUCUGUGAAUUACCCAUGGGCCCCUGACCUCAACGCUUUCUGAUGGUGUCUAGUCGGCUCGUUCACCUGAGUCUGAGUCCCAAACUACCCUGAACGCAUCUGUUUUUCCCCCUUCCUUGCUCAGCACUGGCCAGGUGAGUUUUUUCCUUGAGCUUGUCACUAUCCAAAAAGAAAGAAGCUAUAGAAAACACAGCCAUGGUACAUCACUGAUUGUAGGCUGAGGAGAAAAUGUAGCUGGCUGCAAACUCAGUGCUGUGAGGGGUCUUUUGUGAAGGUCCAGGACAAAGGCCAGAGGGUGUGACCCAGCUGAGGAGGAUGUGAGGUCCUCUCUGACCAUGUUGGGUAUCACACGUGUUGCAUACUGGCUCAGUUUGAGUCACAGUUGCUAUUGUAGAUUUAUUUUUAUAUUAGUUAAGAAACUACCUUUCCAAAAUAAAAUUGUCACCAAUCUUGUCCCCUUUUUUGUUCUUUUGGUAUAGAUCAGCCAAAUCUUGUCUUGUGUCUUUUGCUCAUUGUCUUAAGCUAAGUUUGUUUGGAUCAUAUUAAUAAACUAAAUGAAAUUAA
This is a messenger RNA of Capra hircus (goat), 3022 nucleotides long. RefSeq names its product monooxygenase DBH like 1 (gene MOXD1). The transcript has 12 exons. Gene Ontology annotation, cellular component: secretory granule membrane. Gene Ontology annotation, biological process: dopamine catabolic process; norepinephrine biosynthetic process; octopamine biosynthetic process. Bases 100 to 1944 code for a protein of 614 amino acids. NCBI's taxonomy places the organism in Eukaryota, Metazoa, Chordata, Mammalia, Artiodactyla, Bovidae. The record is from RefSeq and is a predicted model, not a curated record. Gene Ontology annotation, molecular function: dopamine beta-monooxygenase activity; copper ion binding.